Camelus dromedarius (Arabian camel) is the source of this 4467-nucleotide messenger RNA. It is a transcript of the gene COL8A2, whose product is annotated as collagen type VIII alpha 2 chain. Gene Ontology annotation, molecular function: protein binding. The record is from RefSeq and is a predicted model, not a curated record. The transcript has 2 exons. The coding region runs from base 69 to 2186 and encodes 705 amino acids. Lineage: Eukaryota; Metazoa; Chordata; Mammalia; Artiodactyla; Camelidae.
GCCAAACCACCCCAUGGGCUGGCUUGACGGCCUCUCUUGUUCCUCUUUGCAGCACGUCUUUGGACGCCAUGCGGGGGGCUCUGACGCCCCUGUCUUCGCUGCCGCCACCUCUGUUGCUGCUGCUACUGGUGCUGGGGUGUGGGCCGAGGACGGCCGCCAGCGGAGGGGCCGCCGGGGCAGCGGGCUACGCGCCGGUGCAGUACGUGCAGCCCAUGCACAAAGGACCCGUGGGGCCGCCCUUCCGCGAGGGCAAGGGCCAGUACCUGGAAAUGCCUCUCCCGUUGCUGCCGAUGGACCUGAAAGGAGAGCCCGGCCCCCCUGGGAAGCCUGGUCCUCGGGGCCCUCCUGGCCCUCCUGGCUUCCCAGGAAAACCAGGCACUGGAAAACCUGGGCUACAUGGGCAGCCUGGCCCUGCUGGCCCCCCUGGCUUCUCCCGAAUGGGCAAGGCUGGUCCCCCAGGGCUCCCGGGCAAGAUUGGACCACCAGGGCAGCCAGGGCUUCGUGGGGAGCCAGGGAUACGAGGGGACCAGGGCCUCCGGGGACCCCCAGGGCCCCCUGGCCUACCUGGGCCCUCAGGCAUUGCUGUCCCUGGAAAACCAGGCCCCCAGGGGGUUCCAGGUCCCCCAGGAUUUGGGGGGGAGCCUGGGCCCCAGGGAGAGCCUGGGCCCCCAGGUGAUAGAGGCCUCAAGGGGGAAAAUGGAGUGGGCCAGCCAGGGCUGCCUGGAGCCCCAGGGCAGGGGGGUGCCCCCGGGCCCCCUGGUCUCCCUGGUCCAGCUGGCUUGGGAAAACCAGGUUUGGAUGGGCUUCCUGGGGUCCCUGGAGAUAAGGGUGAAUCUGGGCCUCCCGGGGUACCAGGACCCAGGGGGGAGCCAGGGGCUUUGGGCCCAAAAGGGCCCCCCGGGGUGGAUGGUAUAGGGGUACCAGGGUCAGUAGGGAUGCCAGGCCCUCAGGGCCCAGCAGGGGCCAAAGGGGAACCAGGAACCCGGGGCCCCCCUGGCCUGAUAGGCCCUACUGGCUAUGGGAUGCCAGGGUUGCCAGGUCCCAAGGGGGACAGGGGCCCAGCUGGGGUUCCAGGGCUCUUGGGGGACAGGGGUGAGCCAGGUGAGGAUGGGGAGCCAGGGGAGCAGGGCCCACAGGGCCUUGGGGGCCCCCCUGGACUUCCAGGGUCUGCAGGGCUCCCUGGAAGACGUGGACCCCCUGGGCCUAAGGGAGAAGCAGGGCCUGGAGGACCCCCAGGAGUGCCCGGCAUUCGGGGUGACCAGGGUCCUAGUGGCCUGGCUGGGAAACCUGGGAUCCCAGGAGAGAGAGGGCUCCCAGGGGCCCAUGGACCCCCUGGACCGACUGGACCCAAAGGUGAGCCAGGCUUCACGGGCCGCCCUGGAGGACCAGGGGUGGCAGGAGCCCUGGGGCAGAAGGGUGACUUGGGGCUCCCUGGGCAGCCUGGCUUGAGGGGGCCUUCAGGAAUCCCAGGACUCCAGGGCCCAUCUGGCCCUAUCGGGCCCCAGGGCCUGCCAGGCAUGAAGGGUGAACCAGGCCUGCCAGGGCCCCCUGGAGAGGGGAAAGUGGGGGAACCUGGCAUGGCCGGGCCUAUAGGCCCCCCUGGGGUCCCUGGUUCCCCAGGACUCACGGGCCCUCCUGGGCCUCCCGGGCCUCCUGGCCCCCCUGGCGCCCCUGGGGCCUUUGAUGAGACUGGCAUCGCUGGCUUGCACCUGCCCAACGGUGGCGUGGAGGGAGCUGUGCUGGGCAAGGGAGUCAAGCCACAGUUUGGGCUGGGCGAGCUGUCGGCCCACGCCACGCCCGCCUUCACCGCUGUGCUCACCUCACCCUUCCCCGCCUCGGGCAUGCCCGUUAAGUUUGACCGGACUCUCUACAAUGGCCACAGUGGCUACAACCCGGCCACCGGCAUCUUCACCUGCCCUGUGGGCGGGGUCUACUACUUUGCUUACCACGUGCACGUCAAGGGCACCAAUGUGUGGGUGGCCCUAUACAAGAACAACGUGCCAGCCACCUACACCUACGACGAGUACAAGAAGGGUUACCUGGACCAGGCAUCUGGCGGGGCCGUGCUCCAGUUACGGCCCAACGACCAGGUCUGGGUGCAGAUGCCCUCGGACCAGGCCAACGGCCUCUACUCCACCGAGUACAUCCACUCCUCCUUUUCAGGAUUCUUGCUGUGCCCCACAUAACCCGCGGGGGCCCCUGCUGCCCUGGCCUCGUCCUCUUUAGUGGUAGAGAGACCUUCUCACUUACAAAGAACCUCCACUUAAAGGAAAAAACCAAAGGCUGAACAGAGGCGGGAACAGAGGCGGCCGUGGCCUUGGCCUGAGGAGACUGACUGGGUGUUUCCCUCCUUGGCUGAGGUUGUUUCUGGAAGAAGCUGGCCUGAGUUCUUCUCCCCCAAGUGUCUGUGCAGUUUUGGGGUUGUGCCCCAAUUCCAGCCCUGCCUGACCUGCAGACAGGGCCCUAGGGCACCCGUCCCAGCUGGCAGAGAUCCCUGCCCCCGUGAAUCCUGGGCUCUGCUGGGCGGUGAAGGAUGCUGCUUCUCUGUGAAUCAGAGCUGAGAGGGGAGUGAAUUCCCCCAUCCAUCGCCCUGGGGAGACAUAUUCCCAAGCCCUGCCCUUUCUGCUGGCCCUCUGAUGGCACCUGCAUGGGAAAUGGGGCGUGGCCCAUCUCUCACUACUUGGCUGGGGCUCUUCCAGCUCCCCCGGGACCUCCAGCAUAAGACAGUGGGUCCCCUGGGAGAGUUUUAGUUUCUCUCCAGGGGAAAGGGAGAUGAGGGGGGCCACAGAGGUGGCCAGUGUGGACACCCUGCCAGGACUGCAACCCCAGCAGUGGCGCAGUGGUGUCAGGCUUGUCCAUGGCAGGUACAGGUGCAUGGCCCCUCCUGCAGGCUCCUGAGAAGGGCCGACCCCCUUUCAUUGCUUUCAUUUCAUUUCAUUUCAUUUCAUGGGAAAUGGCAGUUUGAGGGGUAAAGACGGGGGUCGGGCAGGAUGGCAGCUCCUCAAGUGCGCCUCUAUCUCCCAGGCUGCCCCCACCAGCUCUGGCUCUGUUCAGUACGAGGGCAGCCGCCCAGGUUCCUCAGGACAGCCACAGGCGCACAGGAGGCAGGAUGGGCAAUAAGCGACCAAGAGUAUGCCUCCCUUUUUCUCCUUUCACCUGCUGGGGGAGGGCUGAUUUUUUUCAGACAAGAUUGUAAGAGAUCCUUGCCACCCCUCAACUCCAGUAUCCCUAAGGUAGACAGCUUCUUAUUUGCCCUCAGAACAAGGUGCACACGAGCUCGGGGAUGAAGAAGGCAACUGCCUGCUUGUCCUUAAUAAGAACCAUGUGGUGGUUAUGUGUCAACUAGAGGGGUUAACCUGUGGGGGCUUCCUCUCCUUCCACUCUCUGGUUCCAAUUUCCUGUUUUAGGCAGGAUCAGGGCCUGGGAGGCUGAGGCCCUGAGAAAAAGGGUGCCAACAGGCCCCUUUGGAGUGAAUUCAUUCUGCAUGUUUCUGCCAUCUUCUGCAAUCAGAGCUCCCUCGGCAGGAAACAGGCAGGACCUCCUCCUGUCCCCUCAGCCCCUAGUUCAAGUCGAGUGGAUACCACUGAGGUUUGGACCAAGCGUGCACCUGGGCCAGACCACGUGCUCUUGCUGCCCUGCUCCGGUUCUAGCCAAUGGCAGCCUGCCAGUGUUGGGAAUGAAGGCUGACCCCCAACCUCUGACUUGUCACACUGUGGCUCCCUUGGGCCCCUCGCCAGGCCUCCUCCCCACCCAAAACUUCUCCAAAAAGCAGGCCAUUUGACUGCUGGCUUUAACUUUCAAAAAGAGAAAUGAAAACCCCAAUCUGUCCAACUGGCACUUUAACAGGUUUUGGCUGGGGUUCCUGGCGGGUUUCUUACUCAUCAGCAUCUACGAGAACUAAGUCUCAAACCUUACCUCGUGGGGACCAUCUGCUCAGCCUCCUUCCCGGGUCAGAGCCACCACUACCUGACCUGAUAAGCAAGAGUUCCGAUGAGCGGAAAUUCGUCAGCUCCCGGUGGGAGCCUAGAGCCCUAAGGAGGGUUACAAGGAGCCAAAAAAAAAAAAAAAAAAAAAAAAGAUCUGUUUCAUAGAACUGAGCUUCUGCUAAAUAUCAUUCCUGAAGCCUCUGGGGAGAGGUGGGUGUUUCUGAAAUGUUUAUGGGGUUUAGUUCAGGUGUCCACUUAACUGACUCGUUUUGAUAAAUGAUGCUGGGUUUUAACAAUGAGAACUACACUUACCUUGGGUAUUUUUAUAUUGAUUCCUCAUUUUUUUUUUAAAGAUUAAGGUUUAAAUGUUUUCCAUUAGUAAUUUCAUGUCUAACCUGGUAUAGGAAGCUUAGUUCUCUACAUACCUAUUAUGUGCCCUGUGUCACAGAAGAAUCGGGAAAAAUGCACUUGGGAAUCAAAGAAAAUGGGACUUCUUUUUAAAAGAAAAAUGGUAUUGACUGUAUUGACGCAAUCUCAAUAA